This is a messenger RNA of Dendronephthya gigantea, 1349 nucleotides long. RefSeq names its product LIM and SH3 domain protein F42H10.3-like. Gene Ontology annotation, cellular component: focal adhesion. The transcript is spliced from 6 exons. The record is from RefSeq and is a predicted model, not a curated record. Lineage: Eukaryota; Metazoa; Cnidaria; Anthozoa; Malacalcyonacea; Nephtheidae. Gene Ontology annotation, molecular function: actin filament binding. Bases 128 to 805 code for a protein of 225 amino acids.
GUCUUGCCGUCUUUGGUGUGGCGCGCUGUACUGUUUUGUAUAAUUGUAUUGCAAUAUUGCUACCUUGUUUUAAAGAAAUCUAUAAAAGUAAAACGGCUAAAAUUUUGCCAAUAAUCCCGAGAAGGCCAUGAGCUCCAAGUGUGCUGGUUGCACGAAAACGGUCUACCCCGUUGAACAGUUAAAAUGCCUAGAUCAGAUCUGGCAUAAGAAGUGCUUCAAAUGUGCUGUCUGUGGUAUGACGCUCACAAUGAAAAACUAUAAAGGAUACGAGAAAAGGCCGUAUUGUAGUCCGCAUUAUCCAACCACUAAGUUCACUGUUGUAUCCGAUACACCGGAAAAUUUGCGUCUUGCAAAACAAUCCAAACAGCAAAGUCAGGUUGAAUAUCAUAAAAAGUUUGCCGAGGAGAAGGGCCAUUACACCGCCGUUGCAGACGAUCCAGAAACGGAGCGGGCCAAAAGAGUUGCAAAACAAGCUAGUCAACUUCAGUACACUGCUGAUGCCAGACAGCCAGCUGAAAACCGACCUGCCCCAGCCCCAGCCCACGUUGAGCCACCACCUGAACCUAUGGCCCCGGUUUCAGUGAACAUUCCAGCUCCUGCCGAUCCUGGUCGAUCACCACCUCCAGUACAAGAACGUUACAGGGCAGUGUAUGACUACGAUAAAGCAGAUUCAGAUGAGAUUUCUCUAAAAGAAGGUGACAUGAUCAGCGAUGGGAAGAUCGUUGGUGAAGGCUGGAUGGAGGGUACCAACAUGCGUACAGGCGAGACUGGAAUGCUGCCCUCAAAUUACGUCGAGAAAGUUUAAACAUAGGCAUAGGAUCAAGUACCAUUAUUAUAGAGAAAAAUUGUAUGAAAUUUAUUUUUGAAACAUAGUGUGAUAGAAAAAUCAAAUUAUAUGUUAUAUUUACGAGAGAAACGUCUUAGACUAAGAGAAUUCUGUUUGACGCUUAAAGUCAAAAGUUCUUUAUAUACAUCGUAUAGACUAUAUAGUCUAUAGUGAUGACAAAACUUAUAAGUGAAUAUUUCUUUUCAAAUACUUGGAAAGCAGAAUAGUCACAUAGUAAACAAGAGCUUGACCGUCACAUUGUUUGAGUUUCAAACAUGUAUGUAUUACUAGCUACUAUACAUUGCCAUUUGCGUAAGUGUACGCGUAGACUUGGGCACCAUUGCCAGGACACAUGUUAUAACUGUUAUAAAAAACUUAUUGCGUUCGACGAAGGAGAACGCUUCCUAGCCGUGUCAUAUGGAGAUUUGCGAUGUCAGAUUUGCCUCGUUCUGAUGUGUCGUCAUAGUAACUUGAGACCAUGUGCUCGCUCUAUUUUGAGUUAAUUAAAGCAUACGAGCCAUCA